AUGGAAAGCUUUAGAGAUGAAAUCAACGAUGCUAUUAACGAUGUCGAGUAUGGCGUUAAUAAAGUAGAGCAUAUAGAGGGACACACACAAAGUGAAGAAAAUAGAGCUGCAAUAUUACGAGUCGAAACUUAUGAUAAUAUAGAGUUAUUAGUUAAAAUGUGUAUAGAUACAGGUUAUUCAGUUUUAGAAUAUAAAAAUAACAGUGACCCCAGUUUAAAAGAAGAUUUAAAUAAGUAUUUUGACUCAUUAUCAAAUUUAUUAAUGAAUUAUAGUCCAGAGUUUCAAAAACGAUUUGGUUUAAAAUUAACAGAAAGGUUAAUGGGUUUAAGCAAAUAA
Messenger RNA from Dictyostelium purpureum, 336 nucleotides. RefSeq lists its product as uncharacterized. Gene Ontology annotation, biological process: regulation of canonical Wnt signaling pathway. Gene Ontology annotation, molecular function: protein kinase A binding; kinase regulator activity. NCBI's taxonomy places the organism in Eukaryota, Evosea, Eumycetozoa, Dictyosteliales, Dictyosteliaceae. Gene Ontology annotation, cellular component: cytoplasm. The coding region runs from base 1 to 336 and encodes 111 amino acids. The record is from RefSeq and is a predicted model, not a curated record. The transcript is spliced from 2 exons.